ACUCGACCAGGGACAAGAUCUCUACUUCGCGUCCACCGGACCACCACGCCGGCGACGGUAUUGUCUUUUAGAGAUGUUUUUGUUGUUGUAGGCGAUCUCCCAAGUUCCCAGUCUCUGCUUCAGUUGGUUCGUCGGUUCGUUCGGCUAUCUGCUUCCUUUGUUCUAUUAUUCAAUCUCAGGAGAAUCACGAGCGCCGACCUUGUAUUUUAAUCCUUCCAUCUCAGAUUGUGAUGACACAAGGAAAGUUCACUUGAUUUUGUUCGGUGUGUUAUAAGUUGGGGUUGAUGUGGAGAAAUAAGAGUGCACUAUCAACAAAGUUUUUAAAUGUAAGUGUAGCAAACUUUUGUAAAUCCAAACAACUGGAGAAAGCGGAAGAAUUAAUAAUUGAUGGUAUAAGGGUUGGAGUACAGCUGGAUGUGGUAACCUAUAACACUCUGAUAGCAGCAUAUUGUCAGUUUUACGGGAUCAAUGAAGGUUAUUCUAUCCUUCAUAGAAUGCAAGAAUCUGGGAUUCGACCAGAUGUCAUAACAUAUAAUUCAUUGAUAUCUGGUGCAGCCAGAAAUGGCUUGUUAUCCCGUUGCAUAGCUCUGUUUGGUGAAAUGCUUGCAUCAGACAUUUUUCCAGACAUUUGGAGUUACAACACAUUGAUGCAUUGUUAUUUUAAAUCUGGAAAACCACACGAGGGCUACAGGAUAUUCAGGGACAUUCUUUUAAAGGGCAUCCCACCAGGUCCGGCAACAUUUAACAUCCUAAUGAACGGUCUUUGCACAAAUGGAUACACAAAGAACGCCAUGAAGCUCUUCAGGAACUUGAAACAACAGGGUUUCGUACCUCAGCUGGUAACAUACAACAUCCUUAUGAAUGGGAUUUGCAAGUUGGGCUGGCCUGCAUCUGCCAGAACGCUUCUGAAAGAACUUGUGGAUAUGGGCCAUACCCCUAAUUCUGUCACGUAUACCACAAUAAUGAAAUGUUUUUUUAGUUCAAGACGUUAUGGAGAAGGGCUUCAAAUCCUUAAAGACAUGAGAAGCAAAGGGUAUGUGUUUGACUCACACGGAUAUUGUACAGUGAUUAGUUGCUUGCUUAAGGCGGGUAAGACAGAGGAAGCUCUUGAAUGUGUGGAUAAUAUGGUUAGUUAUGAGAUUGAUCUUGAUAUGGUGACUUAUAACAAUAUUAUUAAUCUUUAUUGUAAGAACGGAAAAAUGGAAGAUGCCUUCUUUUUGGUGAAAGAUGCAGAGAGAAGAGGGUUGGAGUGUGACAUAUACACACAUACUAUUUUGAUAGAUGGGAUGUGUAAGGCUGGAGAUAUAGAAGGGGCACUUAAACACUUGGACCAUAUGAACAAGCUGGGAAUUGUACCGAACUUGGUUGCUUUCAAUUGCUUUAUUGAUGGGCUGUGCAAAGCUGGUCACAUUGACAAUGCAUUGGAAGUGUUUAAUUCAAUGGCCGAGAAGGAUGGUUUUACAUAUUCAUCAAUGCUGAACGGUCUUUGCAAGUCUAAGAGAUUUCGUGAAGCUUCUGAGCUGUUGCUUUCUUGUGGUAGCAGAGGUGUGGAAAUUCUAAAAUCUGAUAAAGAAGCAGUUAUCAACGGCCUUUGUCGUUCUGGCCUAAGACAUGAAGCAAAAAAGAUACAGUAAAAAAGCCAUGUGGCAAAGACAUUGCAUUGCCUAUGAGGUGAUCGUGUCCUACUGCAUUUUAUCAUUCCAAACUGCAAACCACUCUUAUGGAUAGCCAUUAUCACAAAACUAGCGGAAUUUUUCAGAGAAAACGUACGUUUCAGUACAUCAGAGGUGGAUCUCCAAUUCUCCACUCUACCGGCAAUGGAGAGGUAGAUGGUUGCAAAUUGAACUACAUAGCAGGAAUGCGUCUCUCGGAGCUUCCAUUUGGGCAAAUAAAGAUUCAUCUACUCCAACCAAAUAAAAAAGGGCAGCCAGUGCACAAAGCAUUCCCGCCCUGCGUGACUCCGAGAAAGAAGUACAAAGAAGCUUGAGCUGCUGAACAGGUACACUCAUGAGAGUUCAAUGGCUGCAAAUGACUGUUGCAGGUUGGGGCAAAACCAUGCUUCACCUUUACACUUUUUGGUAACUCAGAGCCGUCUCUAGGCCUAGGCAAAUUAGGCAUGUUCAUGGGGCUCCCGAUAUUUUAUGGUCCAAUUUUUUUUUUGUAAAAACAUGUGUUAAGUUCAAUUUUAAAAGUUCAUAAUGACUUUUUAGAUAUAUUGCAAAGUGGAUGAAUCUAGACAUAGAGUAUGUCUAUAUUCAUUUAUGUUUUAAAGUACUCCGUAUAUAAAAAGUGUUAGUAUUU
Messenger RNA from Cuscuta campestris, 2301 nucleotides. The record is from the annotation of a GenBank genome assembly. Lineage: Eukaryota; Viridiplantae; Streptophyta; Magnoliopsida; Solanales; Convolvulaceae.